This is a messenger RNA of Cladophialophora immunda, 1160 nucleotides long. RefSeq lists its product as uncharacterized. The record is from RefSeq and is a predicted model, not a curated record. The transcript has a single exon. Lineage: Eukaryota; Fungi; Ascomycota; Eurotiomycetes; Chaetothyriales; Herpotrichiellaceae. Bases 241 to 1014 code for a protein of 257 amino acids.
CUGCUCUACCUGUGCGCACAGGCCUUCGGUCUCCGUACACACACAUCAGCAAGAACACACCCCUGCGUUCUCAAUCUUCAUACAACGAUCUCCUCUCGAGCUUCAGACCAUAUCUACGAAUACUUGCGCCCGCAGUUCCCGUCCUGAUUGCCAGCCUUCGCGUCCGCACAAUUCCUGGCGCAUCUCUCUCGACCGCCGCAGACCGCUUUGCAUUGCACGACACCUCGCGGCGCAUUGACCAUGCUGCUCCCAUCCGCAUUCUCGUGCGAUGGCGGCUUGCAACCCCAACUCAGACUUCAAAGACCUAAGCUCCCAUCCUUCGGCGCAUAUGAACCCCAGUACUCUACAAAUGCGCGCCCGAGCCCGCUAUCCUCGAGUUGCCGCGCUUUGCAGGCCAUCCUCGGAGCCCCUGCCGCGAUCCAGUCCACCCAACCAGCUCAGCCGCUGGACUUGGGGAACCCCUUUGCGCCCGCUGAAGAAACCAUUCCCCCUCGAGAAGCACAGGCACCGCCGCCCAGACGCGCGAACAAGCGACGGCGCAGUGAUUUUGAGGAGGACAUGAUUUCCGCUACAGAUGUACUCAUGGAAGAUUGUCAACGCACACCUCAGCCAAUUCGGACUCCAAAACGACGGCGGAAAGUCCCUCUCUCCAUGCCGAUGGGUCUCUCGGCAGAUGAUUUCCGUGCGCUGGAGACACCUGCCGACGAGGUAGAGCUCGACAUGCCCAUGAUCAGCCCUCACAACCAUAUACCCUCCGACCAAGAUUCGGCUUACGGGUCAUCUCCAUCAGUGGACGACGCAGAAUGGACCGAAGACGAUGACCGGAUGCUGGUAGAGACAGUGCUCGAGAAGCUGAGACUGUCAAAACGCGAUUGGAAUGACUGCGCAAGGAAACUGGGCAAGGACAGAGAUAGCCUUGGGAGAAGGUGGAGCUUGCUAGUUGGGGAGGGUAAUGUUGGCUUGAGAAGAGGCGGCAGAAUCUCAAGGACGAAUUUGGACAUUUCGAGUUGGUGAUGGCUCUUUGCUGAUAUUGAUGGCAUAGACUGGUCCCAAACACUUCUUGCUUGUAUAAAUAUCCUUUUCCAGCUCCAGCGAACUGGCAUUUAGUAGGUAUAUCACCGAGAUAACAUUGGCUCAGAUGGCAGCCUCGACUGUAUUUC